ACCACUUCCACGUGCGAACGGGAAGAGCAGUUCUCACAAAUAUUCAUCUUCGCUAAUUCUAUGAUAUAAUAACUGUUGACAGUUUUGUUCUUUCCGUCAAGUGGAACUACGUUACAUUUUUAAUAAGCAUGUCUUGUUAAGAUUUUCCUCAUUCUAUCGGCAGGUUCGUCUGUGUUAGCUAAGCACAGAUGUCUGGAUAAAAACAACACGCUCAUUGACAAGCUAAAUAAAAGUAAGACUGAAAAGGACAAAAACAAAACAUAAUGCCUAAAUCGGCAAAGAGUCUGACUAAAAUGGAAAAUCAGAGUUCAGAUGAUGAAGAGGACGUUUUAGAGAUGGAGAGAAACUUUGCUUUACUUAGUAAAAGGAGCACAAUGCAAACUUCAGCAGAGGAUGAAGAGGAAAUGAGAGAUGAAGAUGCAUCUGCAGAGGAAGACGAAGCUGAACCUGAAGAGGAUGGAGACAAUGGUGUGGAAGAUGAAGAUGAAGAUGAGUCAGGGAGUGAUGAAGAUGAAGCAGAUAGUAACCCUGAAGAUGAAGGAGUCAGCAAUGACCCAUCACACACGGAGGGAAACCUUAAAAAAGAAUUUUCAACCAUGUCCUUUGCGGAAAUCAUGAAGCUACAGAAAAAAGUUGGAACAAAAGCGUACAAUAAAAUCGCUUAUGGUGCCACAAAGCCUCAGAAGAAAAACGAGCCCAUGAAAAGAUUAAAUAAGCACAAACCUCAAGAGAUUUCUGCAAAGAAACAUGUGCCUUUCCUCCGAAAAGUGGUUCCCGUCAAGAAAAGGAUUUCAAGGGACCCUCGCUUUGAUGACCUCUCAGGGGAAUACAAGCCGCAAAUUUUUUGUCAGACGUACAAAUUCAUCAAUGACAUCCGAGAAAAUGAAAAAAAGAUAGUGAAGAAGAAACUCAAGAAAGCCAAAUCAGACUCUAAAAAGGAAGAACUGAAAGCCUUGCUUAAAAGAAUGGAAAACCAGCAGAGGGCCCGACAGCGGCAAGAGCAGGAAAGAGAAAAGGAACUUGAGUUCAAGCGGAAACAUAGAGAGCUGGUUGGCCAGGGACACAAACCUUUCUACUUAAAGAAAUCUGACAAGAAGAAGCUGGAAUUAGCUGAGAAGUACAGCGAGCUAAAAAAGAGCGGGAAACUGGAGAACUUCUUGAGUAAGAAGAGGAAGCGCAACGCCACCAAAGAUCGCAAAAAGUUGCCUAAUCAGCACGAGAAACGCUAAAUAUGGACCAAUCAUGGCUCAUCUGUGGCACCUUGAGUUGAUUAUUUGUCUGAAUGUGACAUAAUGCAGAAAGUAAAUCCUGCUGGACUAUGAUGUUAAAAGCGGCCUUGGGAUGAUUUGACAAAUAUAUAUUAUUUGACACAUACCUUUGCACAGAUAUGGAUUAAGAUGUGUUUUGCUAACAGGUUUGACAUUUAAGAUGUUUAUCUUCAAUAUCCAUUAUCUUUUGUUGUUUAAUUGUUUUGAACAUUUUCUUGAAAUAAAAUUAUCUUAUUUUACCA
Messenger RNA from Onychostoma macrolepis, 1510 nucleotides. It is a transcript of the gene rrp36, whose product is annotated as ribosomal RNA processing 36. Gene Ontology annotation, biological process: maturation of SSU-rRNA from tricistronic rRNA transcript (SSU-rRNA, 5.8S rRNA, LSU-rRNA). The coding region runs from base 264 to 1229 and encodes 321 amino acids. NCBI's taxonomy places the organism in Eukaryota, Metazoa, Chordata, Actinopteri, Cypriniformes, Cyprinidae. Gene Ontology annotation, cellular component: nucleolus; 90S preribosome. The transcript has 8 exons. The record is from RefSeq and is a predicted model, not a curated record.